Asparagus officinalis (garden asparagus) is the source of this 2825-nucleotide messenger RNA. RefSeq names its product GATA transcription factor 26-like. Gene Ontology annotation, biological process: regulation of DNA-templated transcription. The coding region runs from base 445 to 2163 and encodes 572 amino acids. Lineage: Eukaryota; Viridiplantae; Streptophyta; Magnoliopsida; Asparagales; Asparagaceae. Gene Ontology annotation, molecular function: zinc ion binding; sequence-specific DNA binding. The transcript is spliced from 8 exons. The record is from RefSeq and is a predicted model, not a curated record.
GAGAAGGCUCCCCUCACCUAUUCACCUCCUCUCCUUUUCCUUUCAUCUGCCAUUAAUUUUUGAUUCCCCCAUUGGUCUUCUCCUUCCAUUGGAUUGUACAGAUUCCUACCUAAAAACCCAUCAUAGUCCUGUAAAUUUUUCCUCUUCAAUUUCUCCUUUUUUUUGCCUCUGUGUUUUUCCUCUUUGUUUUUGGGUCUACAGACUGAGAAAAAGAGAGAGAGAGGAGAAGGGGAAAGAAAAAAGAACAAAAGAUAGUUUAUGGAUUGCACAGAAAAAGCCUCUCCAAACCCACCCACAUAGUUUUAUUAAAAAUAUAUUUUGCAGAAAUUUUUUUCCCUAAUUUUGUUAAGACUUUGAUAUAUAAAAGGAACUGCGUUUUUUUGUUUUUCGGGUUUUUUUAUUUUUGCUGAAUUUUUGUUUGAAAUUGAGGAGGAGUUGGGAGGCAUGGGGAAGCAUGGACCUUGCCGCCAUUGUGGUGUCACAACUACUCCUCUUUGGCGAAAUGGCCCCCCCGAUAAGCCAGUUCUCUGCAAUGCAUGUGGUUCAAGGUGGAGAACAAAGGGUUCUUUGACUAACUACACCCCUCUUCAUGCUCGUGAACCAAUUGAUCAAGAAGAAUUCAAAAUGGCCAAGCCCAAAGUGAUACCUUUCAAGCCCAAAGAGAAACGACUGCAGAAGAUAAAGCAGAGCUGUGGUUCUGUGGAAAAAAGACAUGAAAUCCCAUAUUCUGACCAGAAUUUCCGGAAAAUUCUAGAGGGGGACCCGAGCAAUCGGUCUAGCUCUGGAUCGGCAACUUCAUAUUCAGAGAGUUGUGCACAUUUUGGAACCACCGAAGCAAGUGAUUUGACAGGUUCGGCUCAAUCCAAUGUUUGGGAGUCACAAGUGCCAUCCAAGAAAAGGACGUGCAUCUUGCGCCCUAAGCCCACUCCUGUUGAAAAACUCACAAAAGACUUGUACACAAUAAUGCACAAACAACAGUCUUCUUAUCUUUCAUCAUCAGAAGAAGAUCUUCUCUAUGAAGGUGAAACUCCAAUUGGUUCUUUUGAGAUUGGCAAUGGAAGUUUUCUCCUUAGAUAUCCUAAUCCAAAAGCCAUUGAGGAGGAAUCAGAAGCAAGCUCAUUUCCAAUUGAUAAGUCAUGCAUAGCCAAUGAGGCUUAUUCAGGUUCAGCAUCCUUUCCUGUACAUAGUGAAAGUAAAGGAAUGCUGUUAGCAGCUGUUGGCAUUGAAAAAUUGAACAACUCCACAAUAAAUGUGGCACAAGGGAAUGUAAAAAGAGAUAUAUCUUGCACUGAUAAAUUGCCCCUUCUUCGAGAUAGAGGCUCACCCCUUGGUUUCACUGAUUUGAAAGACAUUGUUAACUUUGAGGUGUCAAUGAGGCAUAUGACGGAUGAAGAACGACAGAGACUGAUGAAAUAUCUUCCUUCUUCAGAUACUGCUAAAUAUCCUGAAAGCCUCAGAACCAUGUUUAACAGUUCUCAAUUCAUGGAGACUUUCUCAUAUUUCCAGCAACUACUUCGAGAAGGAAUCUUUGAGUCGUCCAUUUCAGGAACAGACAAUGGAGAUUAUAGGAUUUUGAAGAGGCUUGUAUUACAGAAUUUCUCGAGACCUACAUGGGUUGAACACUAUAAAAGGCUGAAGGAUAUUAAAAUAAAACAGAAUUUCGGAAGAAAGGAAAUAGCAAGCAGAUCUAUUUCUCUUGAACACUCCAAUUUCACGUCCCUUAAGAGGGCUGGAGACUCCCAGAGUCUGCAUCUUUCAGAGCUCCACAGUGCCGUGAAAAGCCCAAAAAGACUGGCCAAAUCCGGAGGAAGUGGUACAAAUCCUCAAUCAAUAGUUUCUCUUCAGCCCAACUCAACAAACUCAAGAACAAUAUAUGAUGCUGAGGAAUUUGUUGAUAAUGAUGGAACUUGUUUCAGUCCAAGAACGAUCUUUGCUACACCCGAGAGGAGCUCUUUGCUCUGCUCUCUUCAAUUCACAGAUGAUAGUUCUGACCAUGAUUUGCUCUUGGAUAUCCCUAAUAACUCUUCGUUCCCCGAUGCUGAACUUCUUUAUAAUCCGAGAAAUCAGAAAAGGGGUUGUAGAAAUAAUUUGUGUGCAGCGAGUGGAGUUAUUGCUGAUGGAGAAGAGAGCCUCUCUAGCUUCAGUAGCCAAAAGCCUAGAUAGUGAUAGUAGAAUAGGGUUGUUAUGGACUUUUGUUAUCUUGCGACAAACUUCGUAGCAACAAAGAGAAAAAAAAAAUGAUUAUUGGGUUUACGUUGGUAUCCUCAAUGUAUUUUUAUGAGCAUGGAAUUAGCUAAAAACUGACAGUUCCUUAGGAACUCAAGUCUAAACUUGUUGGAGAUUAAACUGGCAAGUGGCUUCCUUCAUUGUACAGGUCAAAUGUACAAAAAUAGCCUUUUACCAGUGUUAAUGAUGGUGAGGAUUGAUAUCAAACCAUUGAUUGCAUCAGCCAAAGCUAAUUCUUCAUCAGCAUUUUUAUGGGCGUUUCAAUCCAGCAAGAAUUUGAUGAUUACGUUUCUGCACUAUGAGCAUGGAUUUCGAAGUUGGGAGUUGAAGAAUUGUUUCGAGAUCUUGUAACUCUGUAGUUUUGUUUAUCUUAUACAUGAAUGUUUGAAGCAUGGAGAGGUGUACAAGUAUGUGCAAUGUGUUUUAUAGAGAUCUUGUAGUCAUGGCAAGCGCAUAAGCCAUGUGCUAAAGUAUGUGCAAUGUGUUUCAUAGAGUUUGUGGAGGUUUAGCUUGAUGUAAUUGGGUGGGUGUGGAAAAUGUUGGUUGUGCUGCUUUUUUGUGACAUAAAACUUUAAUAAAGGGGUUAUUUGGUUCAUAAA